Molecule: messenger RNA, 1168 nt
Organism: Raphanus sativus (radish)
Lineage: Eukaryota; Viridiplantae; Streptophyta; Magnoliopsida; Brassicales; Brassicaceae
Exons: 4
Coding region: 114-1082 (322 amino acids)
Molecular function (GO): RNA binding
Source: RefSeq, a predicted model, not a curated record
UCCGUUGAAGCCAACCCUCGUCAAAAUUAUUGCCUUCUCCCCGUGCUCUCUCUCGCCCAGGCCCAGUUUAGUCCCUCUUCCUUAUUUCUCGAUCGAAGCGGGACUGGUCCUUAAUGAUGUUUGCUUUAGGUUGUGCGAAAGGAAUCGCCAAUCAAUUUUUCAGAAAUCCCAGAUGGGGGUCUGGACUCUUCCUGCAUCACCUUCUGUCCCCUAAUUACUCCGUGCAUAAACCUUUCGUAGAAGUUCCACAUGAAUCAGCUUCUUCAAAUCAGAAUGUAUUCGACUACAGCAGACGACGUUACACGAGUAAUUCGACGGUAGAGCUAAGAACUGAUGAUAAUGUGGUGAGGUUUUCUUUCAACAACAAUGUCCCUGACGACAACAAAACUGUGGUGCCUAUGAAGAAAUGGAAACGAGCUAAACCGUCAAGAAAGGCUAAAGUGAAUGAGUUACGGUUUUACCGUCUAAAGGCCAAAAAGAAGAUGAAUUCUCCAAAUCCCGAAGUUAGAAUUCGAUAUAAGCUCGAAAAGGCCAAGAGAAAAGAAGAAUGGUUGAUUGAGAAACUGAGGAAAUACGACGUCCCGAAGUCGCCGGCAGAAGCCUACGAUCCGGAGACUUUGACGGAGGAAGAGCAGCAUUACCUAAAACGCACAGGCGAAAAGAGGAAGAACUUUGUGCUUGUGGGAAGACGAGGAGUGUUUGGAGGUGUGGUGCUGAACAUGCACCUCCACUGGAAAAAGCACGAGACUGUUAAAGUUAUUUGCAAGCCGUGCAACAGACCGGGGCAGAUUCAUGAGUAUGCGGAAGAGCUCGCUAGGCUAAGCAAGGGGAUUGUGAUCGAUGUUAAACCUAACAACGCCAUAGUUUUGUACCGCGGGAAAAACUAUGUCAGACCGCAAGUGUUGUCUCCUGUUGAUACACUCUCUAAAGAUAAGGCUUUGGAGAAAUAUCGGUAUGAGCAGUCGCUUGAACAUACGAGUGAGUUCAUAGAGAAGCUGGAGAAAGAGCUUGAGGAGUAUCACAAGUAUGUUGCUCGGUACAAGAAGAAGACUGAGGUCGAUUCGAAGAGCAAAGCAGUGUAACUUACACAUUUGGUGAUUUUGUUUGUUAGGCCUCAAAACAUUUGGUAGCAUGUUCUGGAGUAAUUAUCCAUUAUUUCACUUGCCAA